Molecule: messenger RNA, 2361 nt
Organism: Chanos chanos (milkfish)
Lineage: Eukaryota; Metazoa; Chordata; Actinopteri; Gonorynchiformes; Chanidae
Gene: vac14
Product: vac14 homolog (S. cerevisiae)
Exons: 19
Coding region: 1-2337 (778 amino acids)
Biological process (GO): phosphatidylinositol biosynthetic process
Cellular component (GO): endosome membrane; PAS complex
Source: RefSeq, a predicted model, not a curated record
AUGAACACGGAGAAGGACUUUUCGCCAUUGACGCCAAACAUUGUGAGAGCUCUUAACGACAAACUAUACGAGAAGAGGAAGGUGGCCGCUCUGGAGAUUGAAAAGCUUGUGCGAGAGUUUGUGGCUCAGAACAACUCCACUCAGAUCAGACAUGUCAUCCAGAUUUUGGCGACAGAGUUUGCUCUGUCCCAGCACCCCCACAGUCGUAAGGGAGGGCUGAUUGGUCUGGCAGCGUGUUCCAUUGCUUUGGGGAAGGACUCAGGGCUUUAUCUAAAGGAGCUCAUCGAGCCAGUCCUCACCUGCUUUAACGACUCGGACAGCCGGCUGCGUUACUACGCCUGCGAGGCGCUGUACAAUAUAGUGAAGGUGGCCAGGGGCGCAGUGCUCCCUCACUUCAACGUGCUCUUUGACGGACUCAGCAAGCUCGCGGCAGAUCCUGAUCCUAACGUGAAGAGCGGCUCUGAGCUCCUCGACCGUCUCCUUAAGGACAUUGUGACUGAGAGUAACAAAUUUGACCUGGUGGCCUUCGUGCCCUUGCUGCGAGAGCGGAUCUACUCCAACAACCAGUAUGCCCGCCAGUUCAUCAUCUCGUGGAUCCUGGUGCUUGAGUCAGUCCCAGAUAUCAAUCUUCUGGAUUAUCUGCCAGAGAUACUGGAUGGACUUUUCCAGAUCCUGGGAGAUAGCAGCAAGGAGAUCAGACGAAUGUGUGAGGUGGUUUUAGGAGAGUUCCUGAAAGAGAUUAAAAAAACGCCCUCCAGCGUGAAGUUUGCGGAAAUGGCAAACAUCCUGGUUAUCCACUGUCAAGUGUCAGAUGAAUCAAAGCUGACUAAUGAUCUAAUCCAGCUCACAGCCAUGACGUGGAUGAGGGAGUUUAUCCAGCUUGCCGGGCGCGUGGUUCUUCCCUACUCCUCUGGCAUUCUGACGGCCGUCCUUCCGUGCCUGUCCUACGACGACCGCAAGAAGAGCACCAAAGAGGCAGCCAGCGCCUGUAACCACAGCCUGAUGAAGCUGGUUACCCCAGAAGACGAUGACGAGGAGGAAACGCAGUCUAAUGGGACCCCUCCAAAAGAAGACGUGCCCUCUAAGACACCAGAGGACGUUAACAAUGCAUUAAACGCUUCCCAGGAGUCAGUGGGCUUCAGUAACAUCUCUUUCUUCACACCCUCAAGCUCAGACAGGAGUCACGUAACUUUGGACCUGGAUGGUAUUGUUCAGGUGCUGGACAGACACUUGCAUGACUCAUCCACAGGAAUGAUGACUCGCAUUGCAGUCCUCAAAUGGCUGUACCACCUCUACAUCAAAACACCUCGCAAGAUGUUCCGACACACAGACAGUUUGUUUCCCAUGUUACUCAAGACACUUUCAGAUGAGUCUGAUGAGGUCAUACUGAAAGACCUUGAGGUUCUAGCGGAGAUCGCUUCAUCGCCGUCUGGGCAGAAAGACUCCACGGGUUCAUGUGAAAACAUGGACGGGAAAUCAGAGCUGCACGUUAACGAGGUCACCAAAGUAGGUCAGCAGCUAGUGGCUGGUUCCAAGGCGGCGGACUCCUCUCCGUCUACUCCCAGCAUGAACUCCUACUUUUACAAGUUCAUGAUUAACCUGCUCAAGCGCUUCAGUCAGGAGAGGAAGCUUCUAGAGAUGAGAGGAGCUUUCAUUAUUCGACAGCUCUGUCUGCUCCUACAUGCCGAGAACAUCUUCCACUCCAUGGCAGAUAUCUUGCUAAAGGAGGAGGACCUGAAGUUUGCCUCCACUAUGGUUCAGACACUUAACACGAUCUUACUCACCUCGGCCGAACUCUUCCAGCUCCGCAACCAACUCAAGGAUCUGCACACGCAGGAAAGCUGUACCCUGUUCUGUUGCCUGUACCGCUCCUGGUGCCACAACCCUGUGGCCACCGUGUCACUUUGCUUCUUGACCCAGAACUACCGCCACGCCUAUGACCUCAUCCAGAAAUUUGGUGACCUGGAGGUGACCGUGGAUUUCCUCAUGGAAGUUGACAAACUGGUGCAGCUUAUUGAGAGUCCAAUCUUCACUUACUUGAGGCUGCAGCUGCUGGACGUGGAGAAUAACCCGUAUCUGAUCAAGGCUCUGUAUGGUCUGCUCAUGCUCCUGCCCCAGAGCCAGGCCUUUCAGCUUCUCUCCCACCGUCUCCGCUGUGUGCCCAACCCCGAACUCAUGAGGACUGUGGCUGAUUCCAAACCACUGGGUGGCGUACGGCCGACCCAGGCACAUGUGGACUACAACGAGCUUCUUCAGCACUUUGACCGGGUCCAGAGCAAGCACCUGGAAGUGAGGCACCAGAGAAUGGGCCGGGCCGAACACACAGACCGAAAGUGAGUCGGCAGCUCCCGUUACAAAAAU